Molecule: messenger RNA, 732 nt
Organism: Spizellomyces punctatus DAOM BR117
Lineage: Eukaryota; Fungi; Chytridiomycota; Chytridiomycetes; Spizellomycetales; Spizellomycetaceae
Exons: 2
Coding region: 1-732 (243 amino acids)
Source: RefSeq, a predicted model, not a curated record
AUGUUAACCGUCAGCACCGAAGCUUUUGAGGAGGCGAAAAGAGAUUUUCUUCUAGGCAUAUCGCUCAAAGAAAAGGACAUUUACGAGCAUUGGGGGCAAUACUUUGAUCUUCUCUACCGGAUUCGUAAGCGCUUUGAGCAGGAGAGGGACAGUUGGCGCGAGCUAUUGAAGGGGAAGAGCAUGGAUGAGCAAAAGGAUCUCGCAAAGACGGACUACCGAGGUGGUCGCCUCGUUGACGACUUUCCUCUGCUCCCUGAAUUUGGCGACGCAUGGCAACCGAUCACGCUGGAUAGUCUGGGCCUUGGUGGACUGGUGGGGACGAGGGGAAAAGGUCAAGAACACUGGCGAAAGGUCUGGAGCAGCGUCUUCGAUGUGGGAAAGGUAGUCCCUGAUCCAGAGCGGGCCUAUACUGACCGGAGCUUCCACUACAUGAUUUUGACGGACGGUGUCUGUGCAGGGGUGCUGGUGAAUACCAUGAAUCGUACGCGCCGGAAAGCUUAUGAACAAUGGGAAUCUGUCAAUCAAGUUUCUGGAAUCCGCCCGUCCACGCUAUCAGAGCUUUCAAAAGUUCGCCCAGAAAACCUACUGAACAAAGUGAUCAUCUCGGUGGAUACGAACAAAGAUCCUAUCAUUGCUGCUGGCUAUUACCAAAUCGUCAGCACCAUCGCUUCCGAAAGCAAAGACGCUGGGUACAAAGGAAGUCGAAACCGCGAGGAAGGAAAAGACGUAUAA